AUGGCUACUACAAUCACGGAACAGUUGGCUGUCCAAACAUUGAAAUUGAACGACAGCUCUUCUGAUCUUGCUUUCUUCGAACCUUUCUCUCUUCCAUCGACUAAUCAACGCAUUCUUACUGCACCGCAUCCUGAGGACACCGUAAUUCCUCUUGCUCUGCGUCCGGCAACGGCCGAACAGCCCACGCUCGACGCAGCAAUCUCCACCGUCAAAUCGCUUCAAACGCAACACGAUGGCUACUUGACCAAGAAACUUGCUACACAUGGCGCCCUGCUCUUCCGCAAUCUCCCCAUUCAUUCGGCCGACGAUUUCAGUCGUUUCGCACAUGCGUUUGGCUACUCUCCGCACGAGAUUAUCGGAAUCGUGGUGGAUCGACCGCUCCUAGCACCCAAUGUCGCCCCAGCCAACGAGGCACCCAAGGAAGUGCUCAUAUAUAACCAUAACGAGUCCCCGCAAGUGCCUCAUGCGCCCGAGUAUAUAUUUUUCUACUCCCACAAGGCCCCCGCAAAGGGAAGCGGCGGAGAAACUCCGAUCUCGUCCAGUUUAGAGCUGUUCAAUCGUGCCAACAGGGAAAUUCCCGAGUUUAUUGACCAACUAGCCACCAAGGGUGUCCUAAGCCAGGUCACAUACAAAGUAGACAAGCAAUACGAAGGUGGCUCAACGCUACGCCAGGCUUUUGGGAAAGAGAUUGUCGAGGGCGAUGAUCUCGAGACGCGGAAGCGUAAGAUAGAGGAUCAGAUCAAGCGGUAUGGAAGAGGCAAACAUACAUCCUGGAAAUGGGAGGAUAGUGACCAGACUUUGGUUGUGACGCAUCAUCUGCCAGCGAUACGAACACAACAAAGUACUAAUUUGCCGACGCUAUUUACCGGGCUAGCAGCAUAUUACAAUAAUUCUCAAGCAAAUAACACCGGAAAGAGAAAGAAUGUUACCCAGGUGUUAUUUGGCGAUGGAACGCCUAUCCCUGAGAAAUAUCUCAUCCAUCUUGUCAAAAUCACAGAUGAUAUUAGGGUCUUGCAUCAUUGGGAACAGGGAGACAUACUCGUGUUUGAUAAUGUGAUUGCACAGCAUGGAAGACAGCCGUGGACUGGAGACCAGAAGGAUAGGGUAGUGCUCGCCAGUUUGUUUGAUGCAGAGAGCGUACCAGGCAAUUAUGGCUAUGGCGACUGGGCUCAAGUAGUGCAAGCACUUUCUUGA
Molecule: messenger RNA, 1194 nt
Organism: Talaromyces rugulosus
Lineage: Eukaryota; Fungi; Ascomycota; Eurotiomycetes; Eurotiales; Trichocomaceae
Exons: 1
Coding region: 1-1194 (397 amino acids)
Molecular function (GO): oxidoreductase activity
Source: RefSeq, a predicted model, not a curated record